GCCUCUAGUUAAUUGCAUUUCGAAUGUACCAAUUACAGUUUUUAUCAUGUUUGGUAGCUUAAAAAAGAAGUUCAGUGCUGCAAUACAAGAAGGCAUGGUCAUCUCGGAGAGCCUUCAGCAGCAGUAUCAAAAACGUGUCAGCGCCGCCACAACACCCACUACGGCACCCAACUUGCUCAACGAAAGCUUCUUUGCCAGCCGCGGCAGUUCACUCUCCCUCAAUAGCCAACUUACCGAUGGUGUGCCCACGCAUCUCAACAUGGCCGCUGGCUGCAAUUUGCUGGCUAAAUACGAAGGCGAUUGGGAACAAAUUCAUGCCGCUAACGAGGACAACGCAGCACGCUCUGCGGCUGUGGCGACACAAAUCGCUUCAGUAGAAGCGAAAGCCAGUGCACAGCGCAUAACCAUCACCGAUCUCAACACAUGUCUAGCCGGUAUACCCAAACUGGUGGAAAAACUCAAGGCUAGCGCACUGACGCUGCGCGCCGUGGAGGACGAGGCAGAGCAGAUGGAAAAGGAGCUGGAAAAAUUGGAGGACUUAUGCGAAGAGUGUGAGCUUCAGGAGUUCAUUUUGGAGAAGCAUUUUGAAAAAAAUGCGUAUAAGCAAAUGAAGAUAAACCAAUUGGAGCACUACAGGCAGAAGAUUGCUUCUCAGCACCAAGUGAAGAUUCGGACACAUGAGGACCGUCUAAGGCAAUUACAAAAGGAGCGCCAGGCUGUGUUCGAAGACGCAUUUCGAGGUGAUUUGGAGGAGUAUAAGCAGCAUGGACAGCUGACAAAGAUAGAAACGACGACACUGCCAACAAAAAAAUUGGAGUUGGAAGAAGUAGUUCUGGAACCAAAUGAUAUUGAGUCGAAGGAUGCGCUCGAGAAGUUCUUGAACGGUUAAGACUGGCUUAAAUUGAGCAAUACCAUUUGUGCCUUUUGUGCAAUAUUUUAUGAUACAUUUUAAUUUUUUGUGCACAUAAGAUUGUACAAUACGAUGUAGUCCCAGGUGGCCUUUUGGCUGACAACGGCGUUGCUGUAAAAUUUUGGCUUGUAAUUGUUUCCUGUGCUGCCAGACCUGGACA
Molecule: messenger RNA, 1070 nt
Organism: Scaptodrosophila lebanonensis
Lineage: Eukaryota; Metazoa; Arthropoda; Insecta; Diptera; Drosophilidae
Gene: Dysb
Product: dysbindin protein homolog
Exons: 2
Coding region: 47-889 (280 amino acids)
Biological process (GO): negative regulation of protein kinase activity
Cellular component (GO): cytoplasm
Source: RefSeq, a predicted model, not a curated record